Lindgomyces ingoldianus is the source of this 1026-nucleotide messenger RNA. RefSeq lists its product as uncharacterized. Gene Ontology annotation, molecular function: arylformamidase activity. The record is from RefSeq and is a predicted model, not a curated record. Lineage: Eukaryota; Fungi; Ascomycota; Dothideomycetes; Pleosporales; Lindgomycetaceae. Bases 1 to 1026 code for a protein of 341 amino acids. The transcript is spliced from 4 exons.
AUGUCUCCACCCCAAAGACCUCCAUUUUCCUCCCUCCCUCUCGACAGAAAUGGCCCACCAGGAAAUGCAUGGGGUCUCUAUGGACCAAACGAUGAACUUGGCGCGCUCAACAUGAUUACGCCCUCGACCGUUAAAUCCGCUGCCGAAGAGAUCCAAACUGGCGACCGCGUUUCGCUUGAUUGGCACCUGAACUUCCCAACUUUCCCCUCAUUCGGCCGUCCUGAAUUCGGGUGGAAGAUGAUUAACAGAUCCUGCCCUGAUGGUACUAAAAGGAUUGUGAAUGACGACGAACUGCAUAUUAAUACGCAGAGCUCGAGUCAGUGGGAUGGAUUCCGGCACUAUGGGUAUCAGAAAGCGGGAUUGUAUUACGGAGGCAGGAGUCAGAAGGACAUUGAAACAAGUCAGAUCAUUGGUAUCGAUCGGAUUGCCGCAAAGGGAGGAAUUACAGCCAGAGGUGUGGUUUUGGAUUACCCGGCGUAUUGUACAAAGAAUGAUAUCAAAAUGGAUGCGCUAUCCGCGCAGUCGAUUCCAGCAAGCCAUUUAAAGGCCAUGUUGAAGGACACCGGUGUGAAAACAAGGGACGGCGACAUUCUACUCUUGAGAACGGGGUUUACGGCCGCAUAUAUGAAGCUCGGGAUGCAGCAGCGCAAAGAUCUAGCGCUGAGACCGCCACAGUUUAUGGGCGUGGAGAGUACGAAAGAAGUCUUGCAAUGGAUCUGGGAAUCUGGGUUCUUGGCCGUGGCGUCAGAUGCCCCGAGUUUCGAAAUGAGCCCUUUGGUCGGGAAACAUAAUGAGCGGGGUGGGAUUUGGAAGGGCGAGAGUUGGGAGGAUGAGAUGCAGGGUGGUGGGCUUGUGCAUCAGUGGUGUUUGGCUGGUUGGGGCGUCAUGAUUGGCGAAAUGUGGGACCUUGAAGAUCUAACGACAAAAGCAAAGGAGCUGGACAGAUCAACUUGUUUCGUGUCCAGCGUCCCGCUGAAGGUUCCAGGCGGUGUUGCAAGCCCACCGAAUGCGGUUGCGAUAUUCUAG